AUGGGUCAAUUUUCAAACGCCAUCAAAGCCGGCCAGACCGUCAUCGAACUCGGCCGCAACGCCCAAGGUCUCGCCGGCGCCGCCAACGAAUUCCGCACCGCAGACAAGGGCGAGAUGGGCCGCAACGUCGGCCGUGCCGCCUUCAACGAGGGUGCCGACACCGGCAAGACGAUGGGCAAGACGUGGCUCAAGACGUUCGAGGUCGUGCCACGCCUGGUGUGCCGCGGCCUGCAGUUCCUCUUCGCCCUGAUCGCCUGCGGCUUCUACGGCAACCGCGUACAAGCCGAUGACAAGGCUGACAACGGCUUCUCACCAGAGUGGAUUCUCGCCAUCACCGUCGCCGGCGCAGCUGCUGUCUCGUCGGUGCUCUUCGUUCUCGCGACGCCUCUCAGCGCUAUCCCAUUUAUUGGCAGCAGGGUCAAGCUGUUUAAGACGUACCGCGCCUUCGCCUGGGACUUGUUCCUAUUCAUCAUGUGGAUUGUGGUGUUUGGAAUCUUUGCUGGUAUCUUCCUCAAGAGGAGCAGUGAUGACAAGUACAAGGGUGCCAGCACCACGGCGAUGAAGACUGCCGUCUGGGUGGAUCUCGUCAACGCCAUUCUCUGGCUCAUUUCCGGCGUUUACGGAUGCAUCAAGACGUUCUUGGGAGACAAGGUUGAUCACCUGUCGGACAAGGCUGGAAAGAAGCUGUUUGAGAAGAAGAAGCCGGCGCCGGCGAAGGAUGGGUACGCUGAAAGCGUAUGA
Molecule: messenger RNA, 741 nt
Organism: Colletotrichum chrysophilum
Lineage: Eukaryota; Fungi; Ascomycota; Sordariomycetes; Glomerellales; Glomerellaceae
Exons: 1
Coding region: 1-741 (246 amino acids)
Source: RefSeq, a predicted model, not a curated record